AUGGCUUCUGCUCAGGUUUACACCUGUUUAGAGUGUGGCAUGUAUAGCUUAGAUCCCUUAUCCACCGAUACUGGUAACAAUAGUGGUAUUUGUACUAAGUGUGAGAUAGUUAGCACCUUGGUGGAUAAGGUGAAUAAGUUAGAGCUGCACGUCCGGGGUUUAAUAAGGGAUAGACAGCAGGAUUCACUGUUAGCAGCCCCGGGUGUCUCAGGGAGAGUUAGUACCCCCUCGACUCCGGCCUUAGAGCCCUCACAGCGGGGCGAAUGGGUAACGUCUCGGCGGCAUAGUCGAAAGGCUAAGGCUAAUGCUACCGCAAAGGCCACAGCCAGCCCACCUGAACACCACGCUCCCCCAGUUCACAUGUCAAACAGGUUUGCCCCGCUCAGUGAAGCGCCAACUGAGGAGCCUGUUAAAGGUACUCUGGUGAUAGGAGACUCUAUCGUCCGACACGUGAAAUUAGCUACUCCUUUAGGGGCACCAGCGGCAACAGUUACUUGUUUACCGGGAGCCAGAGCACCGGACAUUAGUGGCAACCUUAGGCUGUUAGGGAAUAGGAGAUAUUCGAGGGUAGUAAUUCAUGUAGGGGCCAAUAAUAUUCGUCUGUGUCAGUCUGAAGUAACUAAGGCUAAUGGUAAAGAGGUGAUUAAACAGGCCCAGACGCUGUCCGAGGAGGUAAUCUGCUCUGGCCCCAUCCCAAUGAGGCGUGGUGAUGAAGCUUACAGCAGGCUUUCUUCACUGAACCGCUGGAUGUCCAAGUGGUGUGCAGAAAAUCAUGUGGACUUUAUAGAUAACUGGCUACAGUUUGAGGGCAAGCCUGGUCACAACAAGGUACAAGGCACAGGAAAUCACAGUGAUUUUGACAGGUGA
Molecule: messenger RNA, 867 nt
Organism: Astyanax mexicanus (Mexican tetra)
Lineage: Eukaryota; Metazoa; Chordata; Actinopteri; Characiformes; Acestrorhamphidae
Exons: 1
Coding region: 1-867 (288 amino acids)
Source: RefSeq, a predicted model, not a curated record